Messenger RNA from Oryctolagus cuniculus (rabbit), 1640 nucleotides. RefSeq names its product cytochrome b5 reductase 3 (gene CYB5R3). The record is from RefSeq and is a predicted model, not a curated record. Gene Ontology annotation, cellular component: mitochondrion. NCBI's taxonomy places the organism in Eukaryota, Metazoa, Chordata, Mammalia, Lagomorpha, Leporidae. Gene Ontology annotation, molecular function: FAD binding; oxidoreductase activity.
GAGAGCGUUGGGGUUUGGCCUCCAUUCCGGACUGUGGCUCCCCUGCCUCCCAGCCCUGACAGACCAGUGCCGCAGGUGACGUCCGCGAGGUGUUCCCACUGUCCCCUGGGGGGACCCCUGCCCCCGAGAAGCAGGACCCAGCCUCCCUGUGCUGGGCCAAGUGGCGCUGUCCCCAGUCUGGUUCCUCUACGGCCUGCUCAUGAAGCUCUUCCAGCGCUCCAAACCGGCCAUCACCCUCGAGAGCCCGGACGUCAAGUACCCGCUGCGGCUCGUGGACAAGGAGGUGAUCAACCACGACACCCGGCGCUUCCGCUUCGCACUGCCCUCGCCCCAGCACAUCCUGGGCCUCCCCAUCGGCCAGCACAUCUACCUGUCGGCUCGAAUCGAUGGCAGCCUGGUCAUCCGGCCCUACACGCCCGUCUCCAGCGACGACGACAAGGGCUUCGUGGACCUCGUUGUCAAGGUUUACUUCAAGGACACACAUCCCAAGUUUCCCGCUGGAGGGAAGAUGUCCCAGUACCUGGAAAACAUGCAGAUUGGAGACACCAUUGAGUUCAGGGGCCCCAACGGGCUGCUGGUCUACCAGGGCAAAGGCAAGUUCGCCAUCCGUCCCGACAAGAAGUCCAGCCCUGUCGUCAGGACGGUGAAGUCCGUCGGCAUGAUCGCAGGAGGGACCGGCAUCACCCCAAUGCUGCAGGUGAUCCGCGCCAUCAUGAAGGACCCCGAUGACCACACCGUGUGCCACCUGCUCUUUGCCAACCAGACCGAGAAGGACAUCCUGCUGCGGCCCGAGCUGGAGGAGCUGAGGAGCCAGCACUCCGCGCGCUUCAAGCUCUGGUACACGGUGGACAAAGCCCCCGAAGCCUGGGACUACAGCCAGGGCUUCGUGAACCAGGAGAUGAUCCGGGACCACCUGCCGCCCCCCGAGGACGAGCCGCUGGUGCUGAUGUGCGGGCCCCCGCCCAUGAUCCAGUUCGCCUGCCUGCCCAACCUGGAGCGCGUGGGCCACGCCAAGGAGCGCUGCUUCGCCUUCUGAGGCCGCGCGCGCCCACCACGCGCCGCCCGCCCUGCCGUCCCCCUCGGCCGCGCCUCACGCUGGGCCUCGGGUUCAGCCUGGUCUGCCCGUGUCCCGGUGGUCAGCAGCCGAGGCAGCCCCCGGGAGGGGCGCCGCGUGUGGGCUGGGCCGCCGCCGGCCACUCCAGGAAGGAGUCCUCCCGGCCCCCACUGGUUCUCAGCGAGGACGCACCCGCACGUGACCCCUCGCCACGCAGCACCGAGCCCCGCCGGCCCGCGCACACCUGCAGAAGCAGCACACGCGGGCCCGGGCUGCCCUGGACCCUGGCCCGCCGCCCCUGCCCGCCGCAGCACCUGCCCCUACACUAGGGAGGAGGCUGGGGUGACAGGCGGGUGCUGGGCGGGGGAGGGGAGCGCGCGGCGGCCCCGCGUGGGUUGGGGGCCCCGCCACCUUGGCGGCAGCACCGCAGCCCCUGUGUCGCUGGCCUCCGGCGCCCGCCCAGCCUGGGCCAGUCCGAGCAGUGCCUCUGGGCCCAGGGACCCACGCCUCGGCCUCGCCUUUAGACAACAGCUGUUAGCCUCUCGCGUCGCCUUUUCCAGUCAUUUAUAAACAAGCAGAAACGAAA